UCGCCGGGGCCGGGGCCGUUUGUGGGGAAGGUUCCGUGGUCCGAGGCCCGACACGGUUGUGCUCCGUAGGCAAGAGCAGAGCCGCAGACAUGGAUGAUGAGCCUGAAAGGACCAAGCGGUGGGAAGGAGGCUACGAACGAACAUGGGAGAUCCUUAAAGAAGAUGAAUCUGGUUCACUCAAAGCUACUAUUGAGGACAUUCUUUUCAAGGCUAAGCGAAAAAGACUCCAAGAACACCAUGGACAGGUUCGACUUGGCAUGAUGCGUCACCUUUAUGUGGUUAUUGAUGGAUCAAGAACUAUGGAGGACCAAGAUCUAAAACCCAACAGACUUACUUGCACUUUAAAGUUAUUGGAGUAUUUUGUUGAGGAGUACUUUGACCAAAAUCCUAUUAGUCAGAUUGGCUUAAUUGUAACAAAGAGUAAAAGAGCUGAAAAAAUGACAGAACUUUCAGGUAACUCAAAAAAGCACGUAGCUGCUCUGAAGAAAGCAGUAGAUAUGAACUGUCAUGGAGAGCCAUCUCUGUAUAAUUCCCUAAAUUUGGCUAUGCAGACUUUAAAGCACAUGCCAGGACAUACAAGCAGAGAGGUUUUGAUAGUCUUCAGCAGUCUGACAACAUGUGAUCCAGCCAACAUCUAUGAUCUAAUUAAGAGCUUAAAAGCAGUUAAGAUCAGAGUAUCUGUCAUCGGUCUAAGUGCUGAAGUUCGCGUUUGUACUUUGCUUGCCCGAGAAACAGGUGGAACAUACCACGUUAUUUUAGAUGAAAGUCAUUAUAAGGAACUACUGAUGCAUCAUGUUAGUCCUCCACCUGCCAGUUCAAGUUCUGAAUGCUCCCUUAUUCGAAUGGGUUUUCCUCAGCACACUAUUGCUUCUCUGUCUGAUCAAGAUGCAAAGCCAUCCUUUAGCAUGGYGCAAUUGGAAAACAACAGUGAGCCAGGGCUUACACUGGGUGGAUAUUUCUGUCCUCAGUGCAGAGCCAAAUAUUGUGAACUUCCUGUGGAAUGCAAAAUCUGUGGUCUUACAUUAGUGUCUGCCCCUCAUCUGGCUCGGUCUUACCAUCACUUGUUCCCUUUGGAUGCCUUUCAGGAAGUUCCCCUGGAAGAAUAUCAAGGAGAACGGUACUGUCAAGGCUGCCAGGGAGAAAUAAAAGAUCAAAAUGUUUACAUAUGUAAAGUAUGUCAGAAUGCAUUUUGCGUGGAAUGUGACCUGUUUAUUCAUGACUCCCUACACUGCUGUCCUGGCUGCAUUCACGAGCAGCCAACUCCUGCGUCUGUAUGAUGCUGCCUCCUUUUAGAGGCUGGCCUCUCUGUUUCAUUCUUGCAUAAAUCUGUUGUGUUUAUUCAGCCAUAGCUCUCCCUGAAGCACAUCAAAACAAGAAGAAAGGCAUAGGUGAAUACAAAAGGAUGCAUGCUGUCUUGGGAGCAAAUUUAAUUUUACCUAGUGUAUUAAUGAUUUUGUUACUGUUAAUAUAUUCAUGGCUCAUCUCUGACUUGGUUUUCUCUGCUCUUGUUUAAAAGGCUUCAUUUUUUUUUUUUUUAAUGAGUGCAGUGUGUGGGUAACAUGUAAAUUUGUAAAUGUAAACCUGAUAAAAUUGGUUUGUAUGUUAACAUGAUUUGUUUGUUUCAUCAUUAUUGGAAAAAAAAGCCCUGAAUAUAUAUUUUAUACAUUAMUUGUUAUAUAUUUUUUAAGUAGACAAUGACACAUUCUGUUAAAAUCUAGAGUAUUUUUGUAAAAAGUUAACAAAGRUGUUUCUGAGCAGUUAGUUGGAAGGCAUUUCAAAAAGUUUAAAAAGUUUAAAACUGCAAAAAAAGUAAUCUUAUAUAGUUCCCCWUUUUCUGUACGUACUGCAUACAAAACAACCAUGUUUUCACAAUUUUCACAAGCAGUUUUUCUUUCAAAAUCUUUAAAUAUGCAUGUUCCCUUUUGUUAGCAUUGCUACUUUGGUGCUUACUCUAAGGUUGAUGCCUGCUGACUGCUCAGAACAGAGGAAUUCUGCUGUUUGGGGUAAGGGCAAAUGAGAGUUUCAGUGUGUGUGUGUGUGUGUGUGUGUGUGUGUUCUCAAUUGCAAACUGGAUCCUUCUCUAUUACAAGCUCAUUUUUCUCAUCUAUAGAUGGAUUUUUACAAGUUAGCAGAAACAGUGGAGGUGAAAUUCCAACAAAUCCGUGAUCAGCUGCAGGCUGGUUUUAACUCUGCUGUGAGAGGUGAAYGCAAAAGAUGGAAAUCUUUCUUGUCCUCUAAGUCUUACACGCGGUCUCAUACUGAAAUGGCGUCUGCUGGGUUUUGUCACAUGGAUGUUGAGUCUAGUGUUUAGUGUUUCUGUUGCAGAUUAGUUUUAUUUGCCUCUGAGCUUGGAUGUUCCCCAUAUGAAGAACACACAAGAUCUCAUCCCACUUGUGAAUUUAUUUGUGGCAAAAAAAGUGGGUAAUUUCCCAAGUAUAACAUACAUGCUCAGUAUUUGGAGAAGAAGCCAGCAGAGCACGUGUGCAGGUACAAGGAGACUAACAGUCCUUUGACGGGUGGCCGUUCUGUGCCAGAGGAAUGCAGCCUGGCCUGCUUGCCAGAGAUAUUUUCUUUACAGGUAAUGAAAAGAUGCUUGAAAGGAUUUCUGUUUUAGUUUAUGAAACAGUGCGGGUCUGAUUACAGUAUUUAAAUAGAUGCUACAUUUGUAGCAUAUGGAUUUUUAUAUAUG
Molecule: messenger RNA, 2689 nt
Organism: Nothoprocta perdicaria
Lineage: Eukaryota; Metazoa; Chordata; Aves; Tinamiformes; Tinamidae
Product: general transcription factor IIH subunit 2
Exons: 15
Coding region: 90-1277 (395 amino acids)
Biological process (GO): regulation of transcription by RNA polymerase II; DNA-templated transcription; nucleotide-excision repair
Cellular component (GO): transcription factor TFIIH holo complex; transcription factor TFIIH core complex
Molecular function (GO): zinc ion binding
Source: RefSeq, a predicted model, not a curated record